Ogataea parapolymorpha DL-1 is the source of this 1323-nucleotide messenger RNA. RefSeq names its product Protein PEA2. The record is from RefSeq and is a predicted model, not a curated record. The transcript has a single exon. The coding region runs from base 1 to 1323 and encodes 440 amino acids. NCBI's taxonomy places the organism in Eukaryota, Fungi, Ascomycota, Pichiomycetes, Pichiales, Pichiaceae.
AUGAGUUCGCUUGCUUUGAAGCUGUUAGAAACGCGUCAAACAUGUCAACAAAACCCUGUAUUUGAUCUACAGGACCCGUGGAGGUUGGCUAUUCAGCUUCGAGACCACAAAGAGCAAAACCGCAGACAACCAAAUAACGUUCUGAAUCAGCAUCUUAAACAGAUAAUCGAUGAUCCGAGUGCGCGACCAUUCAAGCUUCAGCGCGAAAAUAUUGAUCCCGUGGAGCUAAACAUUCUGAUUGAGCAUACACUGGCAAAAUUACACGAGCAUUCGGAGGGAAAGGAGGUCCUAACGCUGGAAGAAGCGAAACACGUUAAAAACCAGAUCGAGGAGUUAAAAGCAUCAAAAACACAACUACUUGAAAAAUUGGCGGAGGGCCCGCAGUCCCAGUUGUUUGAACGUUUCGUCGCGGUUGACAAGGACUUAGAGUUUUUGCAAGCAAAGCUGACUAGCCAUGAGAUCUUAGUUUCGCAGCUGGGAUACGUGCAGGACAUGUUCCUUGACCAGAAUGCUGCUUUCAUGGCCAGUGAUGUGGAACGAUCGCUGGAAGGGCUUGUAUCUAAGGUGGUGUCAAUGUCUGUGCAGAACAAUGUCGAACUUCCUGAGCCCAACAUCGAAAAGAUGCGCAGCUUGACUGGCCGAAUCGAGUGGUGUUCAAAUUGCAUUGCUGCUCUUGUGAACGGCUCGAAAACCACGCCAAUCUCCGAGACACACCAAUUCACGAAGGAUGUUGGCAACAAGCAGGAGUCAUCCGACGUGGAGGAAUUAAGAACGGCACUCAGUGACCUUCAAUUUGCACACAACUACCUUACACGCAAGUUUGAGGACGAGCGCGAGCUCCACAACACUGUUCUUAGCGAGCUGCGGCAGAAGCUCAGCCAGUCACAGGAGCUGCUCAACAAAUCAAACAGCGAGCUUUCUAAACAAACGUCUCAAUUAUUGAAAUUGGAGCUACAAAACAGUGAGUUACAAAUGCAAUUGGCCAACAAACAACGGGAAACCAUUGACCAGGCCAAGCAGUUGAACAUUCUGAAGGUCGACCGUCUAGGCGACACGACGGCAGAGAGACCGCUCUCGUUUAGUCAGGGAGCAAAUCAAUCGUCUUCCCCGUCAACGCCUCUCACGUCAUACCACGAGGACCAGUCUUUUGCGGCCACUUCUUCCCCUACCAAGAACAACGUCAGCGCAUCAAUUUUGAGACUCGAGUUCAAGAAGUUGGUCGCAGGCAUGAACGAGAGGUUCGAGCAGGAGCUCGAGGCCGAACGUGUGGAGAAAAGACGAUUGCAGGACUUAUUGAAAAUGUAUGAGUCUAAAAAACUCUAG